Molecule: messenger RNA, 989 nt
Organism: Benincasa hispida (wax gourd)
Lineage: Eukaryota; Viridiplantae; Streptophyta; Magnoliopsida; Cucurbitales; Cucurbitaceae
Source: RefSeq, a predicted model, not a curated record
AAAUGGAAAAAAGAAGUUAAUUGGGUUGUAAGUUCCACUGGCACUUUCCCCACAUGAUCAUCCCUAACCUCCCAACCCAACUCCGCCACUUCCCCUUCCCCCAAUUUUCCAUCAUUAUAUAUGAUUAUAUUCUCCAUUCAAUCCCUCAUUUCUCUUCAAUUUCUCCUCUCCAAUGGCUUCCUUUUCCCAUUUCUUCCUCUUCUUAACCCUAAUUUCCUCCUCUCUUUCCCUCUCCCAUUCCCUCACUUGUUCUUCUCAAUCCUUCCCGGCCAACAGAUCCUUCACCAACUGCCAAGAUCUCCCCUAUCUCAACGCCUUCCUCCACUGGACCUACGAUCCCCAAAAUUCCUCUCUCUCCAUCGCCUUCCUCGCCCCGCUGCCGCGCCCCCUUGGCUGGGUUGCCUGGGCCGUCAACCCCACUGCCACCGGCAUGAUCGGAUCCGAAGCCUUCCUCGCCACUCUCUCCGACGGCGGCCACAUCGCCUCUAUCACUACCUUCAACGUUACUUCCUACUCCUCUGUUCUUCCUUCGCUGUCGCUUUCCUUUCCGUUCUGGGACGUCGCUGCGGAAUCUACCAACGGCCACUUGUGCAUCUUCGUUACCGUGAAAGUUCCGGCUAAGGCUAAGUCGUUGAACCAAGUUUGGCAAGUUGGACCGUCGGUCGACUCGGGUUCGGGUAUUCCUACGGCGCAUGAGUUUAAAGCGGAUAAUUUGAAUGCAAGAAGCGUGUUGGUUUUUGAUGAAAGUGGUGGUGGUGUUACUCCGAUUCCUGCUCCACGCGCUCAUGGUGGCGCAUCUAGUGCUCCUGUGCCUACGGUUGGCGGUGAUGAUAAGGCUGGGGUUGCCGGAAUUAGAUGGCGGAAUUUGGGGUUGGUUGUGAGUUGGUUUGUGUUUGUUGUUUGCGGGAUUUUUGGUUUCUGAUUUUAAUUUUAGUUUAGGAAAAAAAAAAAAAAAAGGUAAACUCUUUGUGACUUUUUUCUUCAUUUUU